This is a messenger RNA of Saprolegnia diclina VS20, 2141 nucleotides long. RefSeq lists its product as hypothetical. The transcript is spliced from 3 exons. The record is from RefSeq and is a predicted model, not a curated record. NCBI's taxonomy places the organism in Eukaryota, Oomycota, Saprolegniomycetes, Saprolegniales, Saprolegniaceae. Bases 24 to 2141 code for a protein of 705 amino acids. Gene Ontology annotation, cellular component: endolysosome membrane; late endosome. Gene Ontology annotation, biological process: regulation of autophagosome maturation; endosomal transport; endosome to lysosome transport.
UGCCGCGCCGUGCCCCAGACGCGAUGUUCGGCUGGUUCAAGAAGGCGACGCCGGUCUGGGCUGGCUACACGUUCGACGGCCUCGUGGCCGUGCACGCGCAGCUCGUGCGCUUCCGCGAGCUGCCCGAGGCGACGCUGGUCGAGCUCCUCCGCGUGCUCUCCGAGUUCCUCAUCUACAGCGACCAGCACAGCGGCGAGGCCUUCUUCUUCGACUUCUUCUGCGAGAAGAACAUGAUGGCGCUCUUCGUCGCGAUCGCCAACAGCCGGUCGCCGAGCCUGCGCGUGCAGGUGCAGCUGCUGCAGACGCUGAGCCUCCUCGUGCAGAACAUCUCGACGGCCACGUCGCUCUACUACAUCCUCAGCAACAACUACGUCAACAAGCUGCUCACGUGCCGCCAGUUCCGGCUCGACUUGGAGGACGUCCGCGACUGGUACGUCACGUUCCUCAAGGCCGUCUCGAUCCGCUUGACGAUCGACACGGUCCAGUUCUUCUUCAACGCAGCGACGCGGACGUUCCCGCUCUACGUCGAGGCGCUCCAGUUCCGCCAUUGCGCCGAGAUCCAAGUGCAGAUCGCCGUCAAAACCGUGAUCCUCAACGUGCUGCGCGUGCCCGACGACCGCAUGCGCCGCUUCCUCACGCAGCCGUCGAACCUCGCCUACUUUCUCGACCUCGUCAAGGUCAAUGCCAGCCUCGCGCUGGCGCUGCAAGCCGACGCGACGCGCUUCGACCGCUUCCAGUACAAGGAAGACAAGCUCGUGGACCAGUGGUACUACCUCCAGGACAUCCUCCAGGUGCCCAUGCCCGACCUCUGCUUCCGCCUCGGCGAAUGCCUCUUUGACGCGUACCUCCAGCACCUCCUCGCUCGGAGCUUGCUGCCCAAUUGUGCGGCGAAGGCGGCGCCCCGCGUCUCGACGCUGCUCGCGCUGCAUCUUCUCACACAGUUCUUCCAUCGCUCGUCCCACACCCCACUGCUCCAUGCGACCGCCGUCAUGCUCUUGCACCCCGAGCUCCAAGGCACGACGUACAUGACGGCUGCCCUCGGCAUGGGCGACAAGAAGGUCCUCGGGCGCACGACGUCAUUGGACUCGAACCUCGGCCGCAUUGAGACCGCUUCCCACUUGACGCCGUCGCUGUCGAGCGAUAGUUUGCGUGCCAACGCCGUUGCCUUGUCACCGACAGCGUCGUCGCGGGUGUCGUCGCCGUCACCGGUGCUGCCACCGGUGGUCUUUGAGCCGCACACUGCCGACGACUGCAGCGCCGACCGGUGCUGUCUCUGCACGGCCUUUCCUGUCGGCGACUGGCCGGCCACCGACGUCCGAGCGACAGCGUUCGACUUGACCGCCAACGUGUACCGCCAGGCGCUUCUGGCGCUUGUGACGAGCUCGCAGCCGACCUUGCGACUUGCAACCAUCACACUAUUACGCACGAUUCUGCGGCACCCGAGCAUCGAUCGCCGCGCGCCGUGCUGGGCAGCCAGCUUUGCGGACCGCUUCAUGUCGCUUCUGGACCAGUACCAAGCCGACGUCCCCAACGACAUAGCCACGUGGGAAGCAGCGACGUCGUCGCUGACGACGGCACGCGACAAGCUGAGCGACGAGUGCGAGGUGCAGUGGUCCACGCUCGUCGCAGCGGAGACGUCGUCGUUGUCCGUCUCGCGCGCGACGCUGCUCGUCGAACUAUUGCGCACGUUGGAUGCGCUGCAUCUUCUGUCUCAGUCCGUCCUUCCCGCGAUGACGGCGCUGUCGACCGACCAGCAAGAAGACACGGCGGUCCUGCGGCGGCACUACAAGCUACGCGAGCCGUUGCCGCUGGCCGAGCGCAGCUUUGUGCCCUGCGUGCUCGCCGACGCGGACGUGUACUGUCUCCUCAACGCCGACCUCUUUGUCGUCGUGCGACCAGACGCGGCCGACCGGACGUUUGGGCUUGUGACACACUUGCACCCACUGCACGCGGUCGCAAUCGAGGUCGACGAGGCGCACUUGCGCGUACGCAGCGGCGGCGACAGCGUCCACCUCGCGUUCCCGAUGGCCGAGAUGCGCGACCAAAUGGCGACGCACCUGCUCGCGAUGCAGCAGCAGCAAGUGGCGAGGAAGACGGACGCCAUCCAGACGCUGUUAACGCUGCGUGUCGCCGUCUCCUAG